This is a messenger RNA of Phytophthora infestans T30-4, 660 nucleotides long. RefSeq lists its product as uncharacterized. The record is from RefSeq and is a predicted model, not a curated record. Gene Ontology annotation, cellular component: mitochondrion. Lineage: Eukaryota; Oomycota; Peronosporomycetes; Peronosporales; Peronosporaceae. The transcript has 3 exons. Bases 1 to 660 code for a protein of 219 amino acids.
AUGCAGUGGGGAGCUAAACCGAAGCCAAAAACCUCCGUGGAUGCGCUGGUAGAACGCUUCCAGACUCUGUCCAAGGCGGAGCGGUACAACACCGCCGACACAGACCAAGACGGUCUGUUGAGCCACGACCAGCUGCGUGGACUGCUUACGUCUCGCUUUCGUCUCCGUCCAGUGGCAAGUAGCAACCCAGCCGCUUCCCUGUCUUCUCGAGCUUUAGCUCCACCAACUCGUCGUCAACUACGGUAUGUCAUGAUCGGGUCGGCUAUCCCAUUCAUGGGUUUCGGCCUUAUCGACAACCUGAUAUUAUUGGUGGCAGGAGACGCUAUCGAGACGCAUUUCCAUUCGUCCUACGCCAUGUCGAUGCUGUGUGCUGCUGCCCUGGGUAAUACGGUGGCGGACGUGGUGGGUCUGAGUCUGGGCGGAGGAAUUGAGGGCUUGGCUCGGCGUUUGGGCAUUCCAGACCCCAUGCUCUCCAAAGCCCAAGCCAACAUGUCCAUCACGCUCUGGUGCAAUUUCUUCGCCUCCGCCGGUGGCAUCACUCUUGGCUGUCUGAUUGGCAUGAUUCCGCUGCUCUUCAUGAACCACGACGCGUACGAAGAGGAGCAGACUGGUGUACCUGUCAAGAGGAUUACGGGCGACGACGCAUCAGUCGCCACGUAA